AUGCCGAGCCUGCGCGCGCUGAGAUCAGCGCGCCCAGGCUUCGCGGACCUCUCCGCGAGCAGCGGCAGCGCUGCCGCUGCUUGCGGAGAGUUGCCGGCAUGCCGAAGCCUGCGCGCGCUGAGAUCAGCGCGCCCAGGCUUCGCGGACCUCUCCGCGAGCAGCGGCAGCGCUGCCGCUGCUUGCGGAGAGUUGCCGGCAUGCCGAAGCCUGCGCGCGCUGAGAUCAGCGCGCCCAGGCUCGCGGACCUCUCCGCGAGCAGCGGCAGCGCUGCCGCUGCUUGCGGAGAGUUGCCGGCAUGCCGAGCCUGCGCGCGCUGAGAUCAGCGCGCCCAGGCUUCGCGGACCUCUCCGCGAGCAGCGGCAGCGCUGCCGCUGCUUGCGGUGA
Podarcis lilfordi (Lilford's wall lizard) is the source of this 384-nucleotide messenger RNA. The record is from the annotation of a GenBank genome assembly. NCBI's taxonomy places the organism in Eukaryota, Metazoa, Chordata, Lepidosauria, Squamata, Lacertidae.